UCUUAAAAUUAACACACUUGGACUUUCUUGUAUUUUCAGCAGCUUAAAUCAGUGAACAGUCAUUUGUGGUCGGGCUGAAUCCAUUAUUUUAAUAAAAUGGCAGAAGAAGUACCGACUGCAAGCGUUCGUAAGAGAAAUUCGUCUGCAGUUGCAACGGAAAAUCCCGUUUCGUCAGUUUCGUCGUCAUCUCAAUCUCGACAACAAGAAGAGCAGAUUCCAGGAGAAAAUCAUGAGUUUCUACAACGUCACCGGUGUAGCUCGAUGGCAGAGUACUAUGAAAGACUCAGGAGGUGGCUUUUCAUGUACAGAUCACAUAUGUAUAUGCAACAACAUAUGAUGUUAAUGAUGCCAUACAUGACAUUUGCUUCAUUUCUCCAACAACAGCAGCAGCAACAUUCAGCGGGAACGGGAACGACAGCCAGCCAGACCUCUGGCGAAGUGACGCGCGAGCAACCCCUUAACAAUGCUAGACAGCAACAGCAGUUUGGAGGUCAAAUUCAUGGACAAAAUCAACAGAUACAAAAUGACAUACGGUUAGCCCAUGGUGUCCAAAAUCAACAGAAUGUAACCCAGGCUGGAAACAAUAUUCCUCAGAUUGCAGUCUUAGACUUUUCAGUGCCAUCAAUAUAUCGACGUGUCAUUGCAGAGGUGAUUGACUUCUUCCUCCUUUUCUCUGCAAAGUUAGGUUUGAUGUUGAUCAUCAUCGACUACCUUGGAAUCAGCAGUGAUACCACAGGUUUCAUGAUGCGAUUCUUGGUUGAAGAAAUUGAAGAGGACACAUCGUUGGAAGAACUUCAGCAGAUGCUUCUCUUUGCCUUCAUCUAUAGAAUCAUUGUCUGCAUUUAUGAGACCUUCUUUUUAUGCAGCAGUGUCAAUCGGAUUCUUGGUGGUGCUACUCCAGGCAAGUUCAUCAUGCGAUUGAGGGUAAUCUCGCUGGAGCAGGUCCAGUCAGCAGGUCCAGGACGGGUCCAGGUCACGUUACCUGACAGUGUUGGUUUUACGCAAGCUUUGCUGAGGUCGUUAGUGAAGAACUUCUCCAUGGCGUUCUUCUUUCCGGCAUGCAUCACCGUAUUUUUCAAUCCCCACUUCAGGGCUGCAUAUGAAGUGCUGACGAGGACCAUGGUUGUCGGCACUGAAAAUUGGCCUUUGACCUUCCAACAGAGGGGUCAGAAUCAAAGGGUCAUCAGAUGACAUGGUAUUAAUUGAUAUUUGUCUUUUUUUCCCAAAAUCAUUUGCUCUCUUGCUCUCUCCCUACUCAAUUUCGUCUCUCUCCCCU
Molecule: messenger RNA, 1276 nt
Organism: Lytechinus variegatus (green sea urchin)
Lineage: Eukaryota; Metazoa; Echinodermata; Echinoidea; Temnopleuroida; Toxopneustidae
Exons: 5
Coding region: 97-1191 (364 amino acids)
Source: RefSeq, a predicted model, not a curated record